This is a messenger RNA of Alternaria arborescens, 1503 nucleotides long. RefSeq lists its product as hypothetical. Gene Ontology annotation, molecular function: fatty-acyl-CoA binding. Lineage: Eukaryota; Fungi; Ascomycota; Dothideomycetes; Pleosporales; Pleosporaceae. Bases 1 to 1503 code for a protein of 500 amino acids. The transcript has 4 exons. The record is from RefSeq and is a predicted model, not a curated record. Gene Ontology annotation, biological process: fatty acid metabolic process.
AUGGCAAGCGCGCAGCUCGCCCCGGAACAGCCGAGGCCCAAGCGCCAGGGUCGCGCGACAACGAAUGCCAUCUCCACACGGCUCCGCAUUGUCAUCGCAUCAUGCACGCCUGCUGCCCUCGAUUGCCUCGCUGUAUAUUACCUCUACCUCUGCUUUUGCCUGGCUGAAUACUUUGUGCCUGUUGUCGAGGCACUCUCACGCGCUACCUUGAUCAAUGCGCCGCUCCCCUCUUAUGGGGGCGCGACAUCCACGCUCAUAAUGGCAGACUCGGUUGAUCGAGUUUUUAGCCAUGCGCUCAACACAGUGAAUAAGAUACGGACGGGGUCGCAGAAACCGCCGUCUGCGACCAGGUUACGCCUGUAUGGAUUGUACAAGCAAGCCAUGGAGGGCGACGUCGACGGCAUAAUGGAGUGUCCGAGAGGGAGCGACGAGCAGUCGCAACGAGCGCGGGAGAAAUGGGACGCUUGGAAACAGCAAAACGGCCUCUCCCGCACUGAAGCCAAACGCCGCUACAUCACCACCCUCAUCGACACCAUGCACAAAUACGCCUCGCCCUCGCCCGACUCCCGGGAACUAGUUGCCGAGCUCGAGUUUGUCUGGGACCAAGUCAAGUCAAAUGUGCCUUCCUCGUCGUCCUCGUCGCCCCUGCGCACCGCCGACCACAUAACCCCCGGAUACACUUCACAGCACGAGCUAGGCCAAAGCGGACGGGCAGCCAUGAACACCAGCGCCGACAUGGACCAAGACACGCCCGGCCAGAUGCGAGGGCAGGAACAGCGCGACAUACCCCUGCGCGUCAAAUCGCCCAUGUCGCAAUCCGAAGAAGAGCUCGAGGAAGAAGAAGCAGAAAUCGACCGCGGCGAAGUCUUUGUCGAUGCCCCAGACAGCCAAUACAAUCCUACAUCCUACCCGGACGAUGACCAGCCCGAACUAGAAGACGCAGGUGUCCAGACCGAUCUCCAGCAAUUGAUACGAGCGGAACCUAUACCCAUACAAACACCCACGCCCGCUCCGCGAAAUAGAGGCAUAGGCGUGCUGGGGAAACCAAUACAGAUGAACAUACCGGGUCUCGGCGGAACACCAGCCGCCGGAAACGCCUCAGCAGCAGCAGCAUCAAAAGAAUCUCCCAAGGAAUCCGCCGCAGACCAGAAAUGGAGAAAGCGUGUGGAGCAGUCGUUGAUGAAAAUGACAGCCGAAGUCGCAGCACUACGUGAACAGCUUGAGGCGAGGAGGUUGUUCGCACAUUCGGCGCAUUAUCGCUUGUUUAGAGGGAUAUGGAGGUGGGCGUGGGCUUGCCUCAAGCACGUGGCUGUUGAUGUGUUUAUAUUGGGUAUUGUGCUGCUUUGGAUGCGGAGGAAGAAGGAUAGGAGGUUGGAAGGCGCGAUAAGGGUUCUGCUGGGAGAUGCGGUGGCGCAGAUGCAAAGGGGUGGGGGAGCCGUGUUUGGCAGGGUUAGGAUACCGCUGCUACGAGGGGGCGGCAAGAAGCCAGUCACGGCGUCGUGA